AUGGACUACAAAGACAAGGCUGACGAGAAGCUGAGGGAUGACAAUACAAGAGAUGCUUGGUGGGCCAAACAUAAUGGCCUGGAAAACGGCAACCUUUGUCCCGGUGCCUUCAAAAGCACGCGCAACAUUAAUGCAGGAGAUGUGGAGAGCACCCUGAAUAUUCUCAAUGUCCUGGAUGAACUUCUGUCAGCAGGUACUGAUCGUCGAAUUCACUACAUGAUCAGUAAAGGCGGCAGCGAGGCUCUGCUGACUGCACUGGUCCACACUGGCCGUCGUUUCAGUCCCAACUACACCAUUCUGCUGCCACUACUGCACCUACUGGCUAAAGUUGGACAUAGAGACCGUUGUAUAGGUGUGAAGGCAGAGGAAGCUGAAGCUGUGCUGCUGACUCUAAAUCUGUUAAAACAAAACACCAACGAUGCCAGGCGGGCUGCAGCCUGCCUCUGGGUCAUCCAGGUCUUCGCCAAAUCAGUUUCCACAGCUAACCUUAUUGGGGAAAAUCAGGGACUGGAUGUCAUCUACCGCCUCAUCCCUCGGUAUACCACCAAGCAUCUGCAGACUAUCAAGGCAGCCAUCAAUGCCUUUGCUGCUUUGCUGAGCACAAAGGCUAACGUUCGCUUGGUGAUAUCUAAAGGUUACAGCUCUGGUCUGUUGAGGCUUUAUGAGGACUGGCACAGCAAGGAUACUGAACAUGUGGCUGUAUCAAUCUGCCACGCACUGUUGCGCUGCCUCCAUAAGGUCACCUACAGUACUGCAGGAAGACAUGCUUUGUUGUCCCAAGGAGGCAUCAGUCUGCUGCAUCAAACUACACAGACAUGUUUGUUGAAUAAAGGUCUGGAGCCGCUGGUGGAGCCCUCUGUCCAGCUGAUGAGGAAGUGUCUUCCUAAAACCUGUCUACCACUGACAUCAGAUCAGUCUGCAUACUCCUUCCCCCUGCCAGGAAGACCUCAUGUUUUCCCUGAUAUAGAUGUGCUAUCAGAUGAGAGCGCUGACGAGAGUGAUGAAGAAGAGCCUGAAGAUAAUGAAGAGGCAGACAGUAAAGACUAUGAUGAUGACUUGGAGACUGACCUGAACAAAGUUCGUCUUCGUCCUGAUCCAGACAGACCUAAAGAGCUGUUGCCACAGUACAGCCGCUUCUGUCCUGAACUCUUACAUGACUUCAUGGAGCUGGAUUCCAGUUCAGAGCCAGAGGAAGGUUCAACAUCAUCAUCUUCCUCAUCGGAUGAGGAUGCUGUGGUGCUCAGCAGUUUGCCUCCUCACUCCUCUGGGAAGGACAGCAGGAGGAGGAAUACUACAGGGAGUGAAUCGUCCACCUCGUCUUCUGAGUCUCACUUAGAGACAGAAACAUCCACAGAUGAACAUACACCAGCUGCUUCCCUGUUAGAAGCCAGAGAUUUCCACAGUCGCAGCAGCAUCCUCAGCACCAGUCCUGGAUUUAGGGGCAGGGUUAGAGAGGCAAGGGGAGAAGAAAGCCCAAGUCAGACAGAGGAUGAGCAGGAUGAUGAGGAGGAGGAAGGAGUGGAAGAAUCCCACCAUCAAACCAUGAUUGACAGGUUACUGGAGCGACAUGGAGCCUGCGUCCCCCAUCACGAACCCAAGAUGUAUCGAGCUGCAGCUGCUAACACCAAAUCUAUUCCAGGGUUCAGCAUCCUGGCUUUCCCUGAUUUCUGGGGUCACCUCCCACCAGCAGGACAUGAACCUAUGGCUCCACGCAAACCCAACAUACAGAGGAAGAAAGUGUUUGAAGAUGUCCAGCGUAUCCUGAAUACUGAUGACAUCAUUAACAAGGUAGUCUUUGACCUGGAAGACAACAGUGUACAGUGUCCAUCAGAUUCACUGAGGUUUUUCUCUAAGUUUGAAUGCGGGAACCUGAGGAAGGCUAUUCAGGUCCGCAGACAUGAAUAUGACCUCAUAUUGAAUGCGGAUGCUAAUUCUUCCCAGCACUCCCAGUGGUUCUACUUUGAAGUGAGUAACAUGGUGGCUGACGUCCCCUACCGUUUUAACAUCAUCAACUGUGAGAAGGGCAACAGCCAAUUCAACUAUGGAAUGCAGCCAGUGCUGUACUCAGUAAGGGAAGCUCUGGAAGGUAAACCACACUGGGUCAGGACCGGAACUGAAAUUUGUUAUUUCAGAAAUCACUUUUGUCCAGCUCGUGGCAGUCAGAGAACAACCUUUUAUACUUUAACCUUCACCAUCACCUUCAAACACAAUGAGGACGUCUGCUACCUGGCUUACCAUUAUCCCUACACAUACUCUGCUCUGAAGGCUCAUCUGAACCUGCUGCAGAAAUCAGUGGAUCCUACCAAGGUGUUUUUCCGGCAGCAGAUUCUUUGUCGCACUUUGGCUGGAAACUCAUGUCCGUUGGUCACCAUCACUGCCUGUCCUGCUAGCAGAGGCUGGAAAGAUCUGCACCAGCUCCGCAAUCGUGCCUGUAUCGUGCUGACAGGCCGUGUGCAUCCUGGUGAGUCCAAUGCCAGCUGGGUAAUGAAGGGCACCCUGGAGUUUCUGUGCAGCAAUGACCCAGUGGCCCAGAGUCUGAGAGAGGCUUUUAUCUUCAAGAUCAUCCCCAUCCUCAACCCAGACGGAGUCAUCAACGGCAUGAAUCGCUGUGAUAUCAGCAGUGAGGAUCUAAAUCGUCAGUGGUUUAAACCAGACCCUGUCCUCAAUCCAACCAUCUACCACACUAAGGGCUUCCUCUACUACCUCAACAGUAUAGGACGGACUCCACUGGUUUUCUGUGACUAUCACGGUCACUCCCGAAAGAAGAAUGUUUUUCUGUAUGGCUGCAGUGUCAAGGAGACUCUCUGGCAGUCUGGCUCUGCUGUAGACACUGUAGGAUUGAAAGAAGACCCUGGAUAUAGAACCAUUGCAAAGACCUUGGAUCGCAUCGCACCAGCCUUUUCUUUCAACAGCUGUAACUAUUUGGUGGAGAAGUCUCGCUCUGCCACAGCCAGGGUGGUUGUCUGGAGGGAAAUGGGCGUACUGAGAAGUUACACCAUGGAGAGUACUUAUAAUGGGUGCAACCAAGGAAUAUACAAGGGUCUGCAGACAGGAACCAGGGAGCUGCAGGAGAUGGGGGUGAAGUUCUGCCACAGUCUGCUGUCUUUAACCAAAGAUGUGAAGGCUCUGUACAGCAGGAUACACAUCAACCACAUCAACCUGGACCACAACAUCAUGGACCACAAGUCACACAACUGUUUUGAAGAUGACGAGCCUCCAUGUGUGGAGGAGAUUGAAUAUGCUGUAGACUGUCCUUCACUUAAAGGCACUGAUCUGGAUUCAGAUGUCAACAGCAACAUGGACAGCGCUGACGGAGAGGAGGAGGGGAGCGACGAAGGAAACAAGGGAGAACAACAACAGCGAGGCAGUGUUGGCCAGUCACAGCAGUCAAGCUUGAAGAGCCGCCUCUUCCCUCACCUAAUCACAGACGCCUCCACUGAGACGCUCAGCGAGAAAAGAAACACGCGUAGUGGUGUGAACAUCACUGAUGGACAUAUCUUGAGUUAA
Scomber japonicus (chub mackerel) is the source of this 3507-nucleotide messenger RNA. Its product is annotated as cytosolic carboxypeptidase 4. Gene Ontology annotation, biological process: protein side chain deglutamylation; proteolysis; C-terminal protein deglutamylation. The record is from RefSeq and is a predicted model, not a curated record. Bases 1 to 3507 code for a protein of 1168 amino acids. Lineage: Eukaryota; Metazoa; Chordata; Actinopteri; Scombriformes; Scombridae. Gene Ontology annotation, molecular function: metallocarboxypeptidase activity; zinc ion binding. The transcript has 27 exons.